CAUCCAAACCGCAUAUUAGUUUAUGUUAGUUACAUAGUAACACUUCACUCUUCCCCUCCCCAAACUGCAGCAGCAGCAAAGCAAGCAGCCCAGCUUUUCGUCCCAUCAAGGUCUAACUUACUGCAGCUCAAAACGCGUCGAUAUUCUGAACCAGCCGCUCCUCCAAGAUGGCCAGCAGGGCAAUUCCAUCGCACCUUCGCGCUCCAAACACCGAGUCUCGCUCCGCCGAGGAAAGAAGCUUCGUCAGGCAUCAUGGCAAGUCUCAGUCACACAUGGCCUUCGAGCAUGCCUCCACCAACGUCGCAGCUUCGCAGAUGCGCAACGCCCUCAAUGCCCUCUCGGACACCGUCAAAGACCCCAGUGAAAAGAAGCGUUUCGAGGCUGAGAUGGACAACUUCUUCUCCCUCUUCCGCAGAUUCUUGAACGACAAGGCCAAGGGCAAUGUUCUCUCCUGGGAUCGCAUUGCCCCGCCUCAGCCAAACCAGGUUGUCGAGUACAGCGAGCUCAGCAACUCCGCUUCGGUCGACUACCUCAAGAAACUGGCCGUCAUCAAGUUGAAUGGUGGCCUCGGUACUUCCAUGGGAUGCGUUGGUCCAAAGUCCGUCAUUGAAGUGAGAGAAGGCAUGUCCUUCCUCGACCUCUCCGUCAGGCAGAUCGAGUACCUCAACCGUACUUACAACGUCAACGUUCCUCUCGUCCUGAUGAACUCCUUCAAUACCGACGACGACACCCAGUCAAUCAUCAAGAAAUACGAGGGUCACAACAUCGAUAUCAUCACAUUCAAUCAAUCACGCUACCCGCGUGUCCUCAAGGACUCUCUUCUCCCAGCACCCAAGGACUACUCCUCUCCGAUCACGGAUUGGUAUCCCCCCGGCCACGGAGACGUCUUUGAGUCUCUCUACAACUCUGGAACCCUUGACAAGUUGAUCGAGCGUGGUGUCGAGAUUGUCUUCUUGUCCAAUGCCGACAACCUCGGAGCAGUCGUCGAUAUGCGCAUUUUGGAGCACAUGGUGACGAAUAACUCUGAAUACAUUAUGGAACUGACCGACAAGACCAAGGCAGAUGUCAAGGGUGGCACCAUCAUCGACUACGAGGGCAAGGCUCGCCUACUUGAAAUCGCCCAGGUUCCCAAGGAGCAUGUGAACGAGUUCAAGUCGAUUAAGAAAUUCAAGUACUUUAAUACCAAUAAUAUCUGGCUGAACCUCCGCGCCAUCAAACGCGUGGUGGAGGAGAGUGCUCUUGAAAUGGAGAUCAUUCCAAACGAAAAGUCUAUCCCUGCAGACAAGAAGGGAGAAGCAGAUAUUUCCAUCAUCCAGCUGGAGACUGCUGUCGGUGCGGCAAUCCGUUUCUUCAAGGGUGCUCAUGGUGUGAACGUCCCUCGUCGCCGUUUCUUGCCAGUGAAGACUUGCUCCGAUCUCAUGCUGGUCAAGUCUGACCUGUAUACACUUCAGCAUGGCCAGCUGGUCAUUGACCCUAACCGAUUCGGCGGUGCCCCACUCAUCAAGUUGGGCACCGACUUCAAGAAAGUUUCAGAUUUCCAGAAGCGCAUCCCGAGUAUUCCUCGCAUCCUGGAACUUGACCAUCUUACUAUCAGUGGAGCCGUCAACCUGGGACGCGGCGUUACGCUCAAGGGUACGGUCAUUAUUGUAGCUACGGAGGGAAGCACGAUCGAUAUCCCACCAGGGUCGAUUCUCGAGAAUGUUGUCGUGCAGGGAAGUUUGCGCAUCCUGGAGCACUAGUUCAUAUGUGUGAUGUCAUUCCUGGAAGCGUUUUUGCCUUCUUUUUGUAGCAGGACGUUAGACAUGCAUGUCUUUCUGCUGGCGUUUUAUUUUGCACCAAACUAUUCCCGAGCGUGAAACUUGCUGUAUCGACUUUUUAAUACUGUAUGGCUUAAGGAGGAUUUGAGGAAUUUUUCUUUUUGUUUUCUGAUUACCAUGUUAUUCCAAUGCAUAAUGGAACAAGCUCUACGAAGGGCUUAGAUUCUGAAAAGCAACUAUGGAGGGUUUGCCAACGUCAUAAUCCCGUUCUGCGUCCAAGUCGUUUCCAUAACAUGAACAUACUCGCCACGCUCCUGACGACAUAGUGUGUUGAUAAGGCUGACAUGGCCAGGGUAAAUUUGGAGUUGAUCAUGCCGAUCGUUUUGGAGGUCUGUUUGCCAGGGUAUGGCCAGGGGAGGCUCUGAUAAACCAGCCGGGAUCCGGAGGCUGGAGGGUUGGCUUUCCGGUUGGAGAACGCCUUUGAAAGCCGAUGUCCCUGUCGCGGGAUCCAUGAAUAUUCCCUAACUACAAAUCAGGGAGUACGGAGUACCUCUCUCCCUUUUUCCACCCCACGCGGCAGGAUAUCUGGUUCUUUUCCUGAUCUGAUAAACGUAGGAAAGAUGACAGAAAAGAUAGAGAGAAUACGAGCUUGGGAGGAUCGUCGAGGCAUCCAUAUCAUAUCUUUUCUGUCUCCCUGCUUCUUCGGCUUUUGCCUUCUCUUCUUCCUUUUUUUUUUUUUUUUUUUUUUCUUUUUCUUUCUUUCUUUCUUUCUUUCUUUGUUUGUUCUGACGUGAUGUGGAUCUGCUCAGAGCUUUCCGAUUCCUGCCUAGGGAGCGCACAGUGCUCCGCAUAUCUGUACUACAUAUUACAAGUU
Coccidioides posadasii C735 delta SOWgp is the source of this 2631-nucleotide messenger RNA. The record is from RefSeq and is a predicted model, not a curated record. NCBI's taxonomy places the organism in Eukaryota, Fungi, Ascomycota, Eurotiomycetes, Onygenales, Onygenaceae.